This is a messenger RNA of Darwinula stevensoni, 4049 nucleotides long. The record is from the annotation of a GenBank genome assembly. NCBI's taxonomy places the organism in Eukaryota, Metazoa, Arthropoda, Ostracoda, Podocopida, Darwinulidae.
AUGUUACAGGACCUGUGGCAGAAACAAACAACAAUGAACAUAUUAGGGAACACAGAGAGGAAGGGUGUACUUGCGUACCAAAUCAGUUAUCUUGAGGCUCAAUGCCAGAACGCCUUGUGUGUUGAGGUGAAGGACCACAGUGAUUCCAAUGAAGAGGAAUCUGACAGUGAGAUAUUCAUUGCUGAAGAUGAAGAGGACUCAGAUGAAGUGUCUCAAUCAAUAGGAUCUCAGUCGCUUCCAAGACCAACACAACAAGAAUUACUUGAGCAUUUAGAGAGAGUUGAGCAGUUAUUGGAAAACAUAGAAUUGUUAGGGUUGGACACCAAUAUUUUAGGUAUUGAUGAUCCUCGACAUGGAUACAAAACUGACAGGGAAACACAUAGACCUAGUCAAAAUGAAGAUGAGAUGGAGGAAGUUCUUCACAAGAAUGGAGAGAAACAGGAGCCUAGGAUUCAAGUCAGGUUGUCCUCUUCUAUACCUGGAAAAGGUAGGAUUGAGAGGACAUCAGAAAACCAAGAAGGAGUAAAUGAGGAAUUGGGAGAAGAUGUUGCAGGAGGAGAUAGUGAGGAAAAGUAUGGAAAGGAAGAUGGUGAUGACAUUGAGAAGAUCAAAGCCAAAGGAAUUGAAGAUUUGAAGAAUGCCAUAUUUAACAAUUUUGGUGAUAAGUUAGAAGAUGCCAUGAAGUCUCUGGUGAAUUCUGGUCUUGUUAUGGAUUUUGAUGUGAAAGCUAAGAUGGGAUCAGAAGAGGAAGAUAUCAACUUGGAUGAACCUAUUCCAGUAGAGAAACCAGAAGAGGAACUCACAGAUGAAGAGAAGCAAGCAAAGCAUCUAUAUGAGACUGGUAUGAAGCUGAUGGGAAAAUCCAGGAACCGCAAGGUGCAAGCUUAUGAAGCCCUGAGACAGGCAGCAGCAUUAAAUCAUGCAAAAGCAAGAGAGCAGUAUGCAUGGGCUCAGGUCCUUUGUGAUGUUGACCAGAAUAUCACAGCUGCAAUGCUGACAUUUCAGGAACUGGCAGAGAAAGGGAGUCCCUCUGCCCAGAUGGCCCUUGGAUUCAUGCAUGCAACAGGAGUUGGGUUGGCACCAAGUCAAGCCAAAGCAUUGGUUUAUUACACAUUUGCAGCAGCUGGGGGGGAUCCAUGGGCACAGAUGGCCCUUGGUUAUAGGUACUGGUCAGGGAUUGGAGUCCCAGCAUCCUGUGAAAUUGCUGAUGAUGUGAGUCUGACAGGUGGUCCUGUCAUCCAACGCAUCAGACUUCUGGAUGAAUGGGAGAAUCCAAGCUCAAAUAUGGGACUUCUUGAUGAGGACCUUCUUCAGUAUUAUCAACUUCUUGCUGAGAAAGGAGAUGUGCAGGCUCAACUGGGGCUUGGACAGUUGUAUUUUCAAGGGGGAAGAGGAGUUGAACCAGAUCCUUUCAAGGCCUUGGAGUACUUCACAGCUGCUGCUGAUGCAGGGAAUGCCAAUGCACUGGCCUUCCUUGGCAAGAUGUACUUGGAAGGAAGUGAUGCUGUGAAACAGGACAAUGAUACAGCAUACAAGUAUUUCAGCAAAGCAGCUGAGAUGGGGAAUCCUGUAGGACAAGGAGGGCUUGGUCUCAUGUAUCUCUAUGGCAAAGGAGUGGAGAAAAACUAUCACAAGGCAUUCAAGCACUUUGUUGAGGCUGCUGAGCAAGGCUGGGUUGAUGGACAACUCCAGCUGGGCAAGAUGUACUAUCAUGGCCUGGGUUUACGAAGAGAUUACAAGAUGGCCAUCAAAUACUUCAAUCUUGCAUCUCAGUCAGGCCAUCUUCUGGCUUUUUAUUACCUGGCUCAGAUGCAUGCAACAGGAACAGGGAUGAUGCGAUCCUGUCACACAGCUGUGGAGCUGAUGAAGAAUGUGGCUGAGCGAGGCAAAUGGGGGGAAAGAUUGAUGGAAGCUCAUUUGGACUAUCGUGAUGGUCUUGUAGACCGUGCCCUGCUUAAAUACAUGUUCCUAGCUGAGUUGGGGUAUGAAGCUGCCCAGAGCAAUGCUGCUUUCAUCCUUGAUCGAAAAGAAAGCAUAUUUUUUCGAGAGGAAGAAGUCUGGCCAAGAGCUCUGAUAUAUUGGAGCAGGUCAGCAAGUCAAGGCUACUCCUUAGCAAGGGUGAAACUUGGCGACUAUCACUACUAUGGACAUGGAACAAGGGUGGAUUAUGAGGCUGCUGCUGCUCAGUAUCGCCUGGCCUCAGAGCAACAGCAUAAUGCUCAAGCCAUGUUCAACCUGGCCUAUAUGUAUGAAACAGGACGAGGCCUCAAACAAGAUAUUCAUCUGGCGAAGAGAUUCUACGACCUAGCAGCAGAGACUAGUGCAGAUGCUCAAGUACCUGUUGCUCUUGCUCUCAUCAAACUCUUUCUUCUCUUUGCUUUCACCAAAAUUAAAGAUUUUGAGUUCAGUGUGCCUUGGAACAUCCAGUGGAGUGGUAGCUUGAGUCGCAGCCUGGGACCUGAUUGGGACUUGUACCUCAUGACCACACUCUCCAUUCUCCUGGGACUUGAAGAUGUUGAGGGUCAUGUGCGGAAGUGUUUUGAGUGUUAUCUGAAAGAUGAGAGUUUGUCCCCACCAGGACCAACUCUUCAUUGUGACCUCCAUGCUCAUUACCUUCGUAAAGGUCUUGUUCAUCUCUCAACAUCAUACGAAUGCUUGGAUGCAAGUCGCCCUUGGCUUGUUUAUUGGAUCGUACAUAGUCUGGAUUUAUUGGACCAGCCAAUCCCAGAUGAGCAGAAGACCCAUAUUGCAGAAUUCCUUGCUAAGUGCCAGCAUAAAGAUGGAGGUUUUGGUGGAGGACCUCAGCAGCUCCCUCAUUUGGCUGCAACAUAUGCUGCUGUCCUGGCACUGUCUGUCCUAGGAACAGAAGAGGCAUACAAUGUCAUUGACAGGCAUGGCUUCAAAGCAUCACCCUUGGCCAAGCUACGUAAGUUCCUGGAGAGCAUGCAGCAGGGCGAUGGCAGCUUCACAGUGCAUGAAGGAGGAGAGGUGGACAUCCGUGGUGUCUAUUUGGCCCUCUCAGUUGCCAAACUCACUAAUGUGUAUUCUGAUGAUCUCUUCCUUGGUACUGCAGAUUGUCAAACAUAUGAAGGGGGGUUUGGUGGGAACCCAGGAGUGGAAGCUCAUGGAGGCUACACAUUUUGUGGCUUGGCCACUCUCAACCUCCUGAACAAGACCAACCUUGCUGACAUUCGUGCCCUCCUGUUGCACCAUAUGGCAUAUUCCAUAGACACAGUGAUAGAGAAUCGAUCAAGGUGGCUGUUUCAUCAGGAGGCCCUGCAAGAGUAUCUCCUUUGCUGCUGCCAGAGCACAACUGGGGGACUCAUCGAUAAACCUGGAAAGCAUGCAGAUUUCUACCACACUUGUUAUACCCUGAGUGGCUUGUCAGUGGCACAGCACUUUGCAGCUUGUGGAACUGGCCACAUCUAUCGUGUUGGACCAUCUGUGAACGAACUUACUCCUGUUCAUCCUCUAUACAACAUCAGCGUUCAGGCAGCAAAUGAUGCCAUUCACUACUAUCAAAAGUUGCCCUCAGUUGUGCAGGCAUCUGGACAACCUGCUGAAUCAGGAGACACCUCUUGAGUUGCCCCAGAUUGACCAUUGUCAAAGGUGAGAAACGGUCGUUCAUUUCCAGCCAAUUUGAGUGGACGCAGGGGAGCACUCUUCACUGGACUUCAAUUAUUGUUUGCCAAAUUGAUGAAAAAGAGAUACAGAAAUGUGCUGCCAUCAAGCAGUCUUUUUGAAAAUGAAAUUCUCCCAAAAUUUCCUAUGUUCCCUGACUUUUGCCCCACCCUGUACAACAAAAGAGAAAGUUGAGUGCUCAAGAAGCAGUGCGGAGUAAAUACGCGUCCACAUCUCAUCGAUUGUCUUGACACGAAUUCUGCAAGAGUUAUAUGCUGUGUCCUGAAUCACAGAUGAUGAGAGCACUGAAUCCCGACCAAAGGUAUUAGAUAAGACUAUUACCUGCUUGAAAGCACAGGAGAACGUUGCUCUUUGUUAGGAAGGGGGGAAGUGAAAGGACAAUGUUUCAAGAUAGUAACAGUUACCAG